GAAGUGGCAAAGCGUAUGUGUGAGUGAGAAAGAAGUGAAGAAGUUUGUUGUGAAAAGAAGAGACAGAGGAAGAAGCAAGUAAAAAUGGCGGCGAGAGGAGGAGCUUUGCUGAAGUACCUGAGAGUGAGUGUAAAGGCCUCACCUACUACUAGAAACCCUAACAACAACGGCCUCUUCGGUCUCUCCUUCAAUACCAUCUGCCGCCGUUUCUCCGAGGAAGUUAGAGGCACCUUUCUUGACAAAUCCGAGGUCUCCGAUCGAGUUGUCAAUGUUGUCAAGAACUUCCAGAAAGUCGAUCCUUCCAAGGUUACACCUGAUGCCCAUUUCCAGAAUGAUCUUGGGUUAGAUAGUUUAGACACUGUUGAGAUUGUGAUGGCCCUUGAAGAAGAGUUUAAGUUUGAGAUCCCAGAUAAUGAAGCAGACAAGAUCAGUACCGUCAGUCUUGCCAUUGACUUCAUAUCUUCUCACCCUCAAGCAAAGUAGGGGAAGUGCGAACCUGCUGUCUUUACUUCCUUCUUUUUCUACAAGGAUUAGCUGCAUGAGUAAAAUCUCGUAUUUUGGUACCUAUUUUUCCUUUGAAAACAUGUUUGAUAUGUCUGUCGAUUCAUCCAUCCUGAAUUAUGGUUGAAGAGGAUUGUUUCAGUAUUUGUGACUUGAAUGCUUGCUCAUCCAGUUGAAGGGACUUGUAAUGUUCUAAUGAACCAAACUACUGGUUGACACAAGUUGUUCACGUCUAUCUGAUAUCUUUAAUAAAAAAAAAAAAAUUAGAGGUCA
Molecule: messenger RNA, 774 nt
Organism: Populus trichocarpa (black cottonwood)
Lineage: Eukaryota; Viridiplantae; Streptophyta; Magnoliopsida; Malpighiales; Salicaceae
Product: acyl carrier protein 2, mitochondrial
Exons: 2
Coding region: 85-483 (132 amino acids)
Biological process (GO): fatty acid biosynthetic process
Cellular component (GO): mitochondrion
Molecular function (GO): acyl carrier activity; acyl binding
Source: RefSeq, a predicted model, not a curated record